Messenger RNA from Coturnix japonica (Japanese quail), 2463 nucleotides. It is a transcript of the gene MCL1, whose product is annotated as MCL1 apoptosis regulator, BCL2 family member. Lineage: Eukaryota; Metazoa; Chordata; Aves; Galliformes; Phasianidae. The record is from RefSeq and is a predicted model, not a curated record. Gene Ontology annotation, biological process: release of cytochrome c from mitochondria; intrinsic apoptotic signaling pathway in response to DNA damage; extrinsic apoptotic signaling pathway in absence of ligand. Gene Ontology annotation, molecular function: BH domain binding; channel activity. Gene Ontology annotation, cellular component: mitochondrial outer membrane.
GGCCAUAUAAACCUCCCGGCUUCACCCUCUCUCGCCAUCCGCCGCCGGUGCUGCUCGGGCGCCAUGUUUGCCGUCAAACGGAACGCCGUCAUCGGCUUCAAUCUCUAUUGCGGCGGAGGAGGCCCGGGCCUGGUGCCCGCUUCACCGGCAGGAGACCAACCCGCGCCACCCGCCGCCGCCGCCGCUCCGGCCGCCGCCACCGGCUCUGAGGUACCGCGGCCUCUGAUUGGCUCAGCGGGGCUGUGGGCCUCCACCGGCCUCGCCGAAGCCCCCCGCGAUCCUAUUGGCUCCGGGGCUGCCCCCCACUCUCCGAUUGGCUCCGGGGCUGCCCCCCACUCUCCGAUUGGUUCCGAGUUUGCCCCCCACUCUCUGAUUGGUCCCGCCACGGCCCGCCGGGCUCCGUCGGACUCCACACCGAGGCCCGUCGCUCUGUGGAGCCCCGAGGAGGAGUUGGACGGAUACGAACCCGAAUCCGAACGAGGCCCCGGGGGCGAUUCGUUACCCGGUACACCGCCAGAACUGCCCGACGACGAGCUACGGCGGGAUUCCUUAGAGCUCAUCCUCCGGUAUCUCCGGGAAGCGGCGGGAGAAGCGGAACCCAGCGUUAAAAAGCUUUUUCCGGGUCUAUUGGGUGGGCCUGGACGGCCCGGUAAAACGGGGAACGGCGUCAUGGAGAAAGCACUGGAAACGUUGAGGAGGGUCGGGGAUGGAGUGAUGGAGAAACACGAGCUGGCGUUCCAGGGAAUGCUUCGGAAGCUGGAAAUCAAGAAAGAAGAAGAUCUGCAGGCAGUUUGUGAGGUGGCCGCUCACGUUUUCAGCGACGGAGUAACAAACUGGGGCCGAGUUGUCACGCUCAUCUCAUUUGGUGCCUUUGUUGCAAAACACCUGAAAAGCAUCAACCAAGAGAAAUGCAUCAGCUCGUUGGCAGGGAUCAUCACAGACGCUUUGGUCUCAUCCAAACGCGAGUGGCUGAUGAGCCAGGGAGGCUGGGAGGGUUUUGUCGACUUCUUCCGAGUCGAGGACCUGGAAGGCAGCAUCAGGAACGUGCUGAUGGCCUUUGCUGGAGUGGCCGGCCUGGGGGCGAGCUUGGCCUACAUGAUCCGCUGGACUUGACCCCAGGAGAAUAUCUAGGCAUCCCCUGAGCAAUUCUUUCCAAAGAAAGAAAGAAAAGAAGGUAUGUUCCACUCAGAUCGUGGGGUACCAAUGAGGAUUUAUUGCUUUGGGAACAGAAAGUGGAGGAGUUGACUGAUACUCUGCUUCGUUCAAGAGCAUGAGGAGAGAAAGGCAAAGUGGGACAGCUUCAGUUUUAUCCCGGUGGAAACAGAUCUGCUUCGUGAGCCAAUGAGCACCAGCAGCAGCUCCUGCCUGGACUGAUCCUCGUGGCUUUGGCGCGGCGGCUGUUGUGGAGCCGAUGCUUCAGAGUUGUGGUUGUGGGUUUUAUGGAUAAAUGGCAUCUUCAGCUUUCCACUCCGCUGCCUAAACUCACAGUUCUGCCGUCAGAGCCUUUUAGGCAGCGGGUGCUGUGCAAAGCUGAGGCUUGCAGCCCGUGCUGGAACGCGGGGUGGUUUCUAUUCCCUGCCUUCCAGCAGGGUUUGCUCAGGCCGCGGGCGGCCCUGUGAGCUUGCAGGCCUGCAGAGCUGCAGCUUGAGUUGGCACUGUGGGAACCACAACCAGCUGCAGCCCGGCAGGGCCGUGUCCGACUGCUCUCACCGCCACGCCGGCUGUUUAAAAAUAGGGAGAACAUUUGUAUCAAACCCCACGUUGGGGGGCGAGGGAGGCUGCAGAGAAACCUGUUGAAAUAUCUGUACAUCUGCAGAAUGUGAGAGUUUUUACCAGGGUUCAACAACACAAAAAGCAAAGGUUGAAUGUUGGCGGAGCUGCUUAAGGAUGUGUGCUGUGCUUCAGCCCUUGUGUGAGAGGCUUUAGUGGCAAAGCCUUGGAGCAAACCUUUCUGUGUGCUCAAGCAGAAGGGUUUGGGGUUGUAGUGGGGAUCAGUGGCUGCUGCACUCGCUGCCUCCUGGCAGCAGCUGCCACUGCUGUUUUCUUUGAUUCCUUUUGGUUUUCCGAGCUCUUCUGGCAGAUGGGGGGUUGUGGAAGUUUGGUGUUGGUUUACUUCCUUCUCUCCCUUUUAGUUUUGACUCCGUAAGCAGCGAGCACAGCCAAGCUGAUUAUUUGAAUGUAAGUGUUCUGCAGCUGUGUAGAACUCAAUGCCUCGGCUCUGCAGCUGGUGCCAACCCCAAGCACAGCACCCACCCCUGGGGGCUCCUUAUGGGCCUUUUGGGCCUUGCUGUGUUUGGGGUUGAGCACUUCCCUGCAGGGCUGGGCUGGGUGUGGUGAUGAACCCACCCAACUGCAGCCUAAGCAUUGCCCAGUGGGAAGAAAGCUAAAGGCAGGGCUGUUGUUUGGCCUGCCUGGGUGCUCGAGAAGCACUUAGUUUUGUCAAUAAAUGUCUUUUGUUCUCAA